GCAACCGUUCAGUGUAUGAACAAUGCUCCAGCCAACCGAAACACCUGGCCAGGGCACUUUCCAUUUGUUUUUCAGGACUCUAGGAAUUUAAGGAGCAGGUGGGACUCUGUAGCAGAGCAGCAUCUCAGACAUGUUGAAAAAGAUGUUUUGAUCCCUAAAAUAAUGAGAGAAAAGGCCCGAGAGAGAUGUUCUGAACAAGUUCAAGAUUUUACCAAAUGUUGCAAGGAAUCUGGAAUGCUUAUGGUAGUAAAAUGCCGGAAAGAAAAUUCUGCAUUAAAAGAAUGUCUAACCUCUUACUAUACUGAUCCUGCUUUUUAUGAAGAAUGUAAAAUGGAAUACCUGAAGGAAAGGGAAGAAUUCAGAAAAACUGGAAUUCCUACCAAGAAAAGGCUACAGAAGCUUCCAACAAGCAUGUAGGCAAAUACUCACAUGAUACUAACUCUAUUCAUGGAAAUCACAAUUACCUAAAAUAAUGGUCUCAAGGAAGUGUGUCUGCUUAUCCUAAAUUAUGGAAAUAUUAAUUUUAUCUGAAAUAAAGUUUUUUUAAAAAAAUUUUAAAGUUAAGUUUAUUAAAUGAGAGAAAUAAAUAGUGAAAUGGGACAUAGUUUGCCUGGUCAUUAUGGAUUUUUCAAAAAUUUUCCACAACUGUAGUUCUACUAAUUUUUAGGAUUCUAUAUAGAUCUUAUCUUACUCUCUAUCAAUGUAAAGUGAAGGCUAAUCAUGGGACCUGAAGUAACUAAAGGAAAACAGGAAUGGACAACCAUCAAAGGUGUUAGUAACUAGAAGUUCAGCAGAGUGAUUAUGAAACAGAAUCCUUCCUUGUUCUCCACUUAUUAGCUAUACAACUGGAAAUAAGUCUCAUACAGUUAUUGUGAGGACCGAGUAGUGUAAGUACAUAGAAUAGAGCCUUGGACAUGGUAAAUGCUCUUUAAUGGCUAGUUAUUGUUAUUAUUACUAAAGGCUUAUUUGGAAAUAUAGAUGGUAGAUAAGUAUGUAAAAAUUAAUUAAUUUUAAGCAUCUUUGAUGAAUAUUUUUCUAAAUGUAUCACUAUAUUCCUUGGCCUGUUAAUUUGGCUACUGAAAAGACUUUAAUCUUUUUUAAGAAAGGUCUUCUUUAUAAACCUAAAUGACCAUUUUAUAACAUAAUAAUGGUUUCUGGAAUGAAUAUAAAAUUUUUCUGUCUCAAUGUAAUAAUAUGGUCCCAGGUUGAGCUUUUAUAUUAAAAGUUGCUCCCCCACCCCCAUGAACUAUCAACUUUACUACAGCUAUUGCAAUCAGUUUCCAGGUAAGUACAUUUUAUAUAUGUUUACAGUUCUCAUUAAAAUCCCAAAUAGAAAUGACUACAAGGACAAGAUUUAAAUUUGUCCCCAACACCACUGAAAUAGAUCUGACAUUUUUAAAGAACUUAAAGAGGACCCUAAAGAACUAGUAGUUAAAGUUCCACACUUUUCUCGAGUGAAUCACUCAAAGAACUAUUUUACUCUUAUUUAAAACCCAAAGAAAACACAUUUUCCCAGGCCACAGAUCAAAAGGAGGGAGAUUACUAGAGCAGAAAAAAGCAAAACAAAUAUAGAAGCCUAGAGGUCACAUAGCAUAGGGUUGGCCUUUUUGUAUUGGUGCAUUUCUUAAAGCACAGGACUAAUUUUUGUUUUUAAUUAAAGGCAAAACAUUUACUUUAAAAAGUUAGUGAAAUAUAUAAUAUGUGGCUAUUUUAUAAUUUUGAUUUGAAUCAGAGUGGCCAACUUCAAUUUUAUAUGGAAAAUUCACUUAGAGAUGCUACUUUCCCGCUAGGUACUAGAUAUUUAAGUUCAUCCUCUUUAUUAUGUCAAAAACUAAACUAUUGGUCAUAGCUUUUAGACUGUCCAUGCUUAUGCACACUGAAGUCUACAUCUACAAUUAUAUACCUGCCUCAGUUCUUGUCUUGCUUGCUCAUUCGUGCCUCUGCUGGUAUUAUUUUGUUGUGACAGUCCACAGAUUUUUCGCCCUCUAAGAUCUACCUUCCCCAAGUAGGCUAUCUGGAUAUGAUCAUUACUUUGUUUUCACAUGAUUCAGUCCCUUAGUUUCUAAGGUUUGAAUUUCCCCCUAUUUUGGUUUUCUAAUGUUUCACAUAGGUGUCCCUGCUCUACUUAUGAAUUAGGUUCCAUUUUGACAGAACCUCAGUUUCCUUUUAGCGAAGAUGUAAAUUUUGUUCUAGCUAAUAGGGGAUCAAGAGGAAGGGAUGCGUGGCUAUUUGUUGUUAGCUGUGUUCUCUUCAUUGGUAUGGAUAUGCAGAAUUGGGAUAUUGUUAUAAAAAUCUGAAGAUAAAGAAAUUUUCAAGGGAAGCUCUUUGGAGCAAGUUUAUAAGCUACAGAUGGGCCAUUCUUUCAUUUCUUUUUGAUCUUACCUAGAACAGAGAUGAUAAAGUAUACAUUUAAAAAUUAAGUAUACAUUAAAAAAAAUUAAGGCUGGGUACAAAUAAUUUUUGGUUAAUCUUUCUUAAGUAAUCUUACACAACAUUUAUUUAGCACUUUAAACUGCCAAGAACAUUAACCACUGACUUUCUGUUUUGAUAGCUACCCUUUUGUUUAGAUGGAAAAGCAUUUUCUCCACUCAAAAGAAGUUAGUUUAACAAGAUAAAUGUCUGUUAUAUGAAUUAAAAUUAACAACAAACAUUUAGUACCAGACCUUGGAAUAUAUAAUCCACAAAUUUCACCUCCACUUCACAUAAAAAUAAUUUUAAUUUCUUUUCAUUGUUCAAAACAUUAUCCAAGCCUUUAUCUCAUACGACUUAUUUUCUUUACAUAGUAAAAUUUCUAAUCUUGGUUUUAAAAAUGGCAAACCAGUCAGCUACAUUAGAGAUUAGAUGUAAUAUACAGCUGCUACAGCCUAUGCAACAACAUGAGAAAUAGUUUCUGCUGCUUUCAUAUUACACAGGUAGUUGCUUCCUUCAGCUAACGCCUGGAGUCUUGUAUUAGUUUUAUGCAUAUUGUGUUUUGUUCUGUUACUUGGCAGGAGAUUCUACUCCCUUGAGUCAGCUGUGUUCAUUGGUCAGAAUAAAUUCCAGAAUCUGACACCAAUUCCAUUAAU
This is a messenger RNA of Myotis brandtii (Brandt's bat), 3065 nucleotides long. It is a transcript of the gene CMC1, whose product is annotated as C-x(9)-C motif containing 1. NCBI's taxonomy places the organism in Eukaryota, Metazoa, Chordata, Mammalia, Chiroptera, Vespertilionidae. The record is from RefSeq and is a predicted model, not a curated record. The transcript is spliced from 4 exons. The coding region runs from base 16 to 417 and encodes 133 amino acids. Gene Ontology annotation, cellular component: mitochondrion.